GGUCACAGAUUCUAAUGGGUCACAGGUUUGGUGUAACACCGGGUAUAAACACGCGCACGUCACAGCGGCUCUCGGUCCGGUGUCUCGGUGUAAACAGGGAGGAUGGCGGAGAACGGGAAGGAUGAGCUGCUGGUUUCUGAUGAAGAACCGGAGCCCCGAACACCGGAUGGGACCUGGAACAACACGGUUCAGGAGGACUCGGAGCUCCUGAGGAGGAUGGAGAUCUGUGUUGCUGAGGCUGAGAAGAGGAGCGGAAAAAACUCAGUCAGCAUGCAGGAGACUUUCACGGUGUACCUGAUCGAGACCAGGCUGAUGGAUGUAGGGGGGGAAGGUCGUCUGCCUCCCCCAGACUCUCUGUGGAGGAGAUACAGCGAGUUUGAGCUGCUGAGGAACUACCUCAUAGUUACCUAUCCAUUCAUCGUUGUUCCUCCUCUACCUGAGAAGAGGGCAGAGUUUGUUUGGCACAAGCUAUCGGCAGACAACAUGGACCCGGACUUUGUGGAGCGCCGCAGGAUUGGCCUGGAGAACUUCCUGCUUCGAGUGGCUUCUCAUCCCAUUCUGUCAAACGACAAGAUCCUGCAACACUUCCUCACCGAGGACCACGGCUGGAAGGAGGCCGUAUAUGAGACGGGAUUUCAGGCAAAGGCAGAUUCCAGACUCAGAGCUUUAAGUGCCACCUUCAGGGUGAGAAGUCCACAUAAAUGUUUCAUGGAGAUGAAACACUACAGUGAUGAUCUUCAGUCUCACACAUCUCAGCUGCUCCGAACACGAGCUAGGGUUGCUGAUCGACUGUAUGCUAUCUACAAGGUCCAUGGGAACUAUGGAAGAGUCUUCAGCGAGUGGAGCGCCAUCGAGAAGGAGAUGGGAGACGGACUGCAGAGUGCAGGUCAUCACAUGGAUGCAUAUGCUGCUUCAAUAGACGAUAUCUUAGAAGAAGAAGAACAUUAUGCAGACCAGCUGAAGGAAUAUCUGUUUUAUGCUGAAGCGCUGAGGGCGGUAUGCAGGAAACAUGAGCUGACCAAGUUUGAGUUUGAGAUGGCCUCCCAGGACCUGAUCUCCAAGAAGCAGCAGCGUGAGGAACUGGCUACAGGGAUGGUACGGACUUUCUCCUUCAAAGGCAUGACCAACAAACUGUUUGGACAAGACGCCCCUGAGCAGAGGCAGGCCAGGUUGAGCCUCCUGGAGGAGCUGAUAGCUGAGAGCGAGGAGACGGUGAAGGAGAAAACAGUCGAGUGCGAAGAGCACGUCAAGAAGUCCAGGAUGGACCUGCUGCGCUUCAAGUCUCAGAAAGACAAAGAUCUGCGGGAAGCACUUAUCAGCUACGCCGUCAUGCAAAUCAGCAUGUGCAAGAAGGGAAUACAGGUAUGGAGCAACGCCAGAGAGUGUUUCCUGAAGAUGUGAAGCUGAAGCUUCGUUGUUGAUCAUGGACAAUUUUUCUUAGGCAAAGGUCAAAUAACAACCACAGCUUAACCAUCAAAGGUUGGCAGCUACGGUGGUGAGAAAUUAGAGGUUGUGGGAGGACCGAAGUUUUUUAAGUUUUAACCAUUUCCCACUUUAAUCUGGCCCCUCUGCAAGUUAAAUUCAUUUUCUGGUCAUGGUUGUGUAAACAGCCUUUAACAUCUUGGAGUGAGGACAUCACAUGUUGGAUUAUCAAGUAAAGCAGGAUUUUUAUUAUUUAUAUCAUAAAUAAGAUGUUAAAUUUAUGGACUAUAGCUCACUGGUGUGGACAAGAUGGCAGAUAUAGCUGCUGAUGGCGUACAGUGUCACGUCUGACCCGUGUUAAAUGGACUGAUUUAGGACAGCUGAAUGAAAUAUGAUGCUCCUGAAAAGGAGGAUGGAUGGAAAAUUGAUAUGGUUUAUAUCAGUCCUGUUAUUUUAAUUGACAAUGAAUAUGAACUCAUAUUAAAUGUCAAUCUCUGUUCUGUAGAUAAAGCUUCUAUCACGUCAUAUUUAAUUUAAUUCAGCUUUAAAUGGCUAUGAAAUGAGGACUUUUUUGUUUUAAGUAACUCUUAUCUCCUCUCGCCUUAUUUAUUCGUACCUCUGGUUGGUGAACUGAAUUUAAGCGGAAGAAUAAUAAUUUAGCUUUUACUGAACCAGAUAAGGUUUGUAAAUCUGGAAAUGAGUUUAAAUAAAUGAGAUUAUUUCUACUGGGAUUGUGUGAGAAGGAGUUACUUAUAUUUAAUUAAACUGUUUUGUGUUUAGUAAAAUUUAUUAAUGUGCAUUAAAAUCUUUGCACUGUU
Melanotaenia boesemani (Boeseman's rainbowfish) is the source of this 2240-nucleotide messenger RNA. RefSeq names its product sorting nexin-4-like. The record is from RefSeq and is a predicted model, not a curated record. The transcript has 14 exons. Gene Ontology annotation, molecular function: phosphatidylinositol binding. Bases 103 to 1401 code for a protein of 432 amino acids. NCBI's taxonomy places the organism in Eukaryota, Metazoa, Chordata, Actinopteri, Atheriniformes, Melanotaeniidae. Gene Ontology annotation, biological process: protein transport.